CGGGCCCGUUCAUUCAAAAUUAGUAUCCAUUCCGUAAAUAAGUGAACAAAAAAGACCAAGAUUUAUAUAACAAAUCGGAUACGUCGAAGGCGUGACACGUCACAGCAUUAUUCGCCGUCCAUGGCGCCGCCCACACCAUCGAGCCUCCCGCUGCCCGUUCCCGAGGAGGAAGAGUACUACUCCUCGUGGUCUCUCUUUCUCGUUUGUCUGCUUCUCAUCCUCUCGCUAUGGACGAGCUACUACCUGCAAAUCAAACGCAUACGAUCUGUGCAUGAGACGGGCGUGUCGAUCCUGGCUGGCAUGUUCGUGGGGCUCGUUGUCAGCCUCGCCCCGGGGACUAUGAUCAGGGACAUGCUGACAUUCAAGCACACCCUUUUCUUCAAUCUUCUACUACCGCCAAUCAUCCUCAACUCGGGCUACGAGCUCAAGCAGGAAAACUUCUUCCGCAAUUUCGGCUCCAUCCUGACGUUCGCGUUCCUGGGAACGUUCAUCUCCGCUGUUGGGGUUGGAAUUCUCGUCUACGUGUAUUCGUUCCUCGGACUCGAGUCGCUUGAUCUCGGACUGGUCGAGUGCCUCCAGUUUGGCUCGACACUGUCUGCCACGGAUCCCGUCACCAUCCUCGCGAUAUUCAAUCAGUACAAGGUGGAUCCAAAGCUGUACACGGUGAUCUUUGGCGAGAGUCUCCUGAAUGAUGCUGUCAGUAUCGUCAUGUACGAGACGUUGACCCAGUUUCGCAACAGUGGAAGCGCGGACGAGAUCUUCAUCAGCUCCUUCUUCAAGGGGACGGGGAUCUUCUUGCUUUCGUUCAGCGUUUCCAUGGCCCUGGGUGUCGCCUUCGGUCUCGCGAUGUCACUUCUGCUGAAGCAUUCCUCGCUCAAUCUCUACCCCCAAAUCGAGUCAUGUCUGGUUGCGCUGUGCGCCUACACGUGUUACUUCUUCUCGAAUGGGCUCUCGAUGUCGGGUAUCGUUUCACUCUUGUUCUGUGGUAUCACGCUCAAGCACUACGCGUAUCACACGAUGUCCCGACGGACUCAGCGGACGACCAAGUCGAUAUUCUCCACGCUUGCUCAACUGUCGGAGAACUUCAUCUUUAUCUAUCUCGGGCUCUCGUUGUUCACAUCUGCCCCCGCAUCCCAGCGUGUCACCAGCUACGUGAAGCCCUUCUUCAUCACUAUCACCACGGUUGCGGUCGUCUUCACUCGCUAUGCCGCUGUGUUCCCUUUGUCGGAAGCCAUCAACCUCUUCCACCGACAUGUCCGUGGGCAGCGGGCGGAGGAGCUGCCGCACUCGUACCAAAUGAUGCUUUUCUGGGCCGGUUUACGGGGUGCCGUUGGCGUUGCCCUUGCUGCGGGAUUCACCGGUGACAACGCGCAGACGUUGCGGACCACGGUCCUUGUGGUGGUUGUCUUGACGGUGCUCAUCUUCGGUGGCACGACUGCACGCAUGUUGGAGGUACUUGGAAUCCGGACCGGCGUCGAUGAUGAAGCGGCGAGCAGCAGUGAUGAGGAAGAAACACCGAGGUUCUUCGGGCGCCCACGACGCUGGGCUCGUUUCGGCGAGGACGAGUCUAGUGCCUUGGCUGGACCGCGGACCAUUGGAUCGCCCUACAACCAUCAGGUGCAGUCUGCGCCGCCUAUAUUUUCGUCGGCGUCGUCGGAAUACGAUUCGGAUGGAGGAGAAGUUCUGCCGCUUGCGACGGCUUCCGCAGCGCCUGACAAUACACCUCGGACGCCGUCGAUGGGAGAGGACGGAAAAUGGUUCCAGGCUUUGGACGAGCGGUAUCUUCUUCCGUUGUUUUCGAAUGCCACCGCGAGCCGCACAUUCCAUGCUCGGCGUGCUAGACGCUCGACAUCUGGAACGGCCAGUGCGGGACUGGUGGACUCGCCCACGGCCAGUGACGACGAGGGAUUGGACGAUGAGGACGGGCAGGAAGUCGAGCUUGGCGUGCCUUUGGAACAGCGGACCCCACGUCCACUGCACACGCAGUCGCUUGACGAGAGUCGCAUCGAACGGGGAUUGGCGAGUCCGAUGUUGAGAUCGAACAGCACUAGUGAACGGCUAGCUCCGUGAGCUUCAGUGGACUCUUUUGUGUGUAUUACCUUACAGGGCGGAUAGUAAUUUGGUACACUUAUUAGUAGAUUCAAUCCCAUGUCUGUUUAUCACCGA
Molecule: messenger RNA, 2166 nt
Organism: Mycena citricolor
Lineage: Eukaryota; Fungi; Basidiomycota; Agaricomycetes; Agaricales; Mycenaceae
Source: the annotation of a GenBank genome assembly